Molecule: messenger RNA, 1671 nt
Organism: Durusdinium trenchii
Lineage: Eukaryota; Dinophyceae; Suessiales; Symbiodiniaceae
Source: the annotation of a GenBank genome assembly
AUGGCUUAUGUGACGCCUACGAAGCUGUUUGCUGUAGUGUCCUUGGCUCUCUCCGGAUCAGUGUGGGGUGGUAACAGUCGGUGCGACAUCACGGUGAGUUUGCCCACACCGGAUAACAACUCUUGCCUGGACUCAUCAGUGGUACUGAGUUGGCUUCCAGCCAAUGGUACUUUGUGCGGUGCCAACUUUGGCAUCAACAGCGGUCUUACAUUGGGCAACUUGGGGCUGCCUGGAUUACAUUUUACAGAGGUAAAUUUGGACCUCCAAAUCCCUGGACGCAGCGGAAGUGAUUACUGGCUGGAAGGCGAAGACACAGGCUUGAGUUCUUGGAGUGGUUGUGGCAACCAUCCAGGCUUGGUGAAUGGCUCCUUCUAUUGUGCCAACACUAUAACCGCUCCGGUGGAUCUCAACGAGUACUUAGGGAGUUGGGAAGUGCUGCAAGGAUUGAUGCCUGUGACGUGCUUGGCCUACAACUGGGAACUCCAAGCGAUCUCUCUGUCCUUUGAUCCUGAACUGUCCACGGAGUUUCUCUUGCCACUCUUCCCGGUGGUCUUCAAGCUAUCAGGCUUCACCUUCGCUCCAAACUCUCAGGUGGCCCUGCUGGACUACAUGGGUGCCGAUCUACAGCUCAGGACAGGGGAAUCCUUGACCACUCAGGUGGCGGUGGGAGGAGUUGUGGAGCUUGCCAUUGGAAUCCCCAUCAUCUUGGAGAUCGUCCUACCCCUGGAGGGGGUCUUUGGGAUGAAUCUGGAUUCCUCAGCUCAAGGUGAAUUGGCCUCUGGUCACCAGGUCUUGGAAAGUAUGGUGAAGGCAGAUACCUCUGUGGCAUCCAAUUGGGCUGUGGUAAUACAGACCUCCUUUCGUCCUGAGCUGGUCCUCUUGGGAUUCACCUUCAACUUUCCGAUAUCUACAAAAUCUCAGGUCCUUGUGAGGGCUGGGAGCUCCAUCAUACCCGACAUGUACCUCAGUAGCAUGUUGUAUCAUGCUACUUCACUGAGUGAACUGAUGGGCGGGCUGCCAGACCUCGGACCGGUUUGUGACAUGGAUUUCCUGCCAAAGGAAGUGAGGGAGAGCCCCUUCUGCCACGGGGACGAGAACAUGGACACCAUGGAGGAUGAUGCCGAGGUCGCUCUCUAUUUCGCCUUGGAGGAUGGUGUGGCGGUGAUCGACUUGCGUGCAUGGGGCAUGUGGCUGGCCGUGAAGGCAGACUCUAAUGCACAGUCCCCUCUGACAUUAUGCAAAGAUGGCCAGUGUUCACAACCCUUUUGCGUUUGGGAUAGUCAGUGUCCUGAAGGCUACCAUUGCUGCAAGACCACCUUUGAGUUCACCUGCCAGAAGCAAUACAGGCACCGUGUCCUUGGAAACGUUUUAACCUGUGCGGAGCUGCCUGCGAUGCAAGCGGUCGAUUUGGCCGUCGACCCUGGGAAGGGGAAGAACGAGGGCGAGAGCUGCACCUGGGAUUCGGAGUGCGCCUUGAAGUUGCAUUGCUGUUGGGAGAUCGGAGAUCCCUACUGCCGAAAGAUCCAAGCUUUAGGAGGAGGCUUGCCAUGCUCUUGUACAUUGGCUGCUGUAGGAGCUUGCUAUGACGAAGAAGCCUCCGCUGCCCCAUAUGACCUUGCUUUGAUGCCAUUGCUGAUAGCAAUGAUGCUCAUUAGGCAAGUUUGCCAUUGA